AGGCGCAUUGUUGAUGCAAACCAUGAUGAAAGACAGCUGGAGCGAGGGGGAACUGCCAAAGUUGCGGUCCAUUUGCUUGCUCAGCGUCUCCAGCUCCACCCUCCUCGCGGAUCGCGCAGCCACCACCUUGAUGAACGCGGCAGCAGAGAGCGUGGGCGCCGCCGAUGCGGCCAGGGCCUUCUGGUACCGACACGUUUGCGCUUUGAAGCCUCAGCCACGAUGCCUGGCCGAUGCGUACCAGCAAUCUGCGGGGCGUCGGUGGGGCGCCCUUCGAGGCUUUGAGUGGAAGCUAGGCUCCGGCGGUGCUACUGGAGGCUGGCAGUUGCGUGGCGCAGGGGCCUUGGACGGCUGGAGCCUCACCACUGCGGAGCUGCGGCGGUGGGCAACCAGCGGGUGCCAGGCGCCUGUGCUGAGCCUGCGGGGGCAGCAUGAUUUUGUGACGGAGGAGUGUGUUGCAGCAUGGCGGGCUCUGGCCCAACCAGAUGGCACUGGCUUCACGGAAGAUGUGUUGGGCGGCUGCGGUCACAACGCGCAUCUGGAGGCACCCGAUUCUGUUGCCGCCACGCUGCGCCUGUGGCUGUUGGACGCGGAGGACACGAGACGAAGACAAGCACCGCGCAAGGUGGCGCCGCGGGAAAGGAGGCGCGUGAAGUGCCGGGUGCUACGCCGUGAUGAAGCCCGUUCCCAGUUGCAGACUUGGGCCUCGCAGUUGUCCUGGGCCUCGCAGUUGCAGCCGGCGGUGAAACCGGGCGCCUGGCGUUCAGUGGGACAAGGCCUUCCUCACCGCGACGCCUUCGCGCCCUCACGCACCGCUCGGCGCCUGGCGGACUGGGCUGCCCAGCUGCCAAGGUGUGGUGCUGAUGUUGCCAGCAAAGUGAUGAGCCUUGACGAUCUCUUGGCGGGCUCCAGCGAUUCAUCAGGACGUGUUGCUUUCGCUGUCAUGGAUCAUGACGAGACGGAGUCAACUUGUGGAAUUGUUUGCAUUGAGCAGAAACCUCUACAGCUGGUGGGCGUAGCUUGCAAUCCCGAUGGUGGCCGCAAAAGCCUCUGUGAUGAUGCGAUCGAUGAAAUUGAAGCGGCCAUCAAAUCUUCCAAAUGAAUGCAAAAAAACGGGUGUUGGACAGCGUUGGUG
This is a messenger RNA of Cladocopium goreaui, 1132 nucleotides long. The record is from the annotation of a GenBank genome assembly. NCBI's taxonomy places the organism in Eukaryota, Dinophyceae, Suessiales, Symbiodiniaceae.